Messenger RNA from Lagenorhynchus albirostris (white-beaked dolphin), 549 nucleotides. RefSeq names its product chromosome 3 C5orf47 homolog (gene C3H5orf47). The transcript has 4 exons. The record is from RefSeq and is a predicted model, not a curated record. NCBI's taxonomy places the organism in Eukaryota, Metazoa, Chordata, Mammalia, Artiodactyla, Delphinidae. Bases 1 to 549 code for a protein of 182 amino acids.
AUGACGGCGGCGGGCCGUGAGCAGGAGCGGGACCGGACGCGCUUCGUCUACGUGACUCGCUUCGGCUCGCACCAAUGCGGCGCCGUCCUUCAGCUGGGCGGCCGCCGGGCUCAGGGUCUGUGUAGGCCCGGGCUCGGGGCCGGCCGCAGCCGGGAGGAGCCGCAGGCGGCUGUGCCGGGGGCCGCGGGCGGCGGGGAGCUGUGCCCCGGCUCCCCGCCCAGGGCCCCCGCGGCCUCCUCUCCGGCGCGGGCGUCGAGCUCGCGGAGCCGGCCCCGGCAGGAGGCACAUGCAGGUGGCGCGAAGGGCCGGGCGGGCGGGGACUCGGGAGGGGGCCCCCGGCCUGUGGAGGGUUUAACCCAGAAGAAUUUAGCUAAAAAGUUUGACUUCCCCAUACCUUUGAAUGAAGCUUCCAAAAUAGUGAAGAAAAAGAAAAAGGUUUCAGUAUGGAAUGGAGUGUACAAAGUCAUUUCUAAAAUGCUUGAAGAAAAUGAAAAAUACAGACUUAGGCUGAAAUUAUGUAGUGAAAAUUACAAAACUCAUCCAUAUUGA